This is a messenger RNA of Microthlaspi erraticum, 1167 nucleotides long. Lineage: Eukaryota; Viridiplantae; Streptophyta; Magnoliopsida; Brassicales; Brassicaceae. The record is from the annotation of a GenBank genome assembly.
AUGGAAGCUCUCUUCACUUCAUCACACAUCUCCAAUUUACCGGCGAUAAAGCCUCUCCUCAAAUCUUCGCUACCCUCUUCAUCCCAGUCUUCGUGCUGGUUGUGUAAAACCUCACCAGCUAAACGAAUCCCGAAGCUGAGAAUCAGGAGUGGAUCAAGUCAUGGGCUUCGAAUACAAGCUCUGCAUAACGAGACACCAAGUGAAGGUGAAGAUAAUAUUGCGGAAAGUAGUGGCUUUGGCUUUUUUCCUGGCGAUAUCUUCUCUUUAUCACAGGAAAAGCUGAAUGGUGAAACAUCUCAUAGUGUAAUCGAUGUGGAGGCAUCUCUUGCACUUCCUCAAGGGGGUGGAGGAAACCGAGCUGGGCUCUUCAGGACUCCAAUAUCUGGUGGGGUUCAAAAUGCAACAUCAGCUCAUGCGUUACCGCGGCCUGCUUUAGCUGUACGGAACUUGCUGGAACAGGCCAGGUUUGCUCAUCUGUGCACAGUCAUGUCUAAAAUGCACCACCGCAGAGAAGGGUACCCAUUUGGCUCCUUGGUGGAUUUUGCACCUGAUCGGAUGGGCCAUCCGAUAUUUUUGUUUUCACCGUUGGCCAUCCACACACGAAAUCUCUUAGCUGAACCUAGAUGCAGCCUCGUUGUCCAGAUACCUGGAUGGAGUGGCUUGUCGAAUGCAAGAGUGACGUUAUUUGGUGAUGUGUACCCAUUGGCAGAAGAUGAACAGGAGUGGGCUCAUAAGCAAUAUAUUGCAAAGCACCAGCACGGGCCUUCCGAGCAGUGGGGAAACUUUCACUAUUUUAGAAUGCACAACAUAAGUGAUAUAUAUUUCAUUGGAGGCUUUGGCACAGUCGCGUGGGUUGAUGUCAAAGAGUAUGAGACUUUACAGCCGGAUAAGAUAGCUGUUGAUGGUGGUGAACAGAACCUCAAGGAGCUAAAUGCCAUCUUCUCAAAGCCGCUUAGAGAGCUACUGUCUGUUGAAACAGAGGUAGAUGACGCUGCUCUAAUCUCUAUAGAUAGCAAAGGGAUAGAUGUACGAGUUCGUCAAGGUGCUCAGUUCAACAUACAAAGGCUAGCGUUUGAGGAAGGGAAUGGUGUUGAAACGUUAGAAGAAGCUAAAUCUGCACUGUGGAAAGUGAUAGAGAAGGUGAAGCUGAACUAUCUCCAGAAAUGA